This is a messenger RNA of Argiope bruennichi, 3243 nucleotides long. RefSeq names its product putative deoxyribonuclease TATDN2. Lineage: Eukaryota; Metazoa; Arthropoda; Arachnida; Araneae; Araneidae. Gene Ontology annotation, molecular function: hydrolase activity, acting on ester bonds. The record is from RefSeq and is a predicted model, not a curated record. The coding region runs from base 12 to 1457 and encodes 481 amino acids. The transcript has 7 exons.
AAACUUUAAAUAUGGUUCCUAGUGAUGACACUGAUGCUUGGAUUAUAAAGAACCGUCUAAUGGCAUUGCAGCAACUAAAGUCUGAUUUUCCUGAUCAAUAUUCCUCCAGUCUUAGCCUUUCUCCUCCAAACAUGACCGAUUCAUCUGGGGAAAUAUCUCCAGUUGCAAUGUAUAAUCCAUCAGAUCUUGGAGCUUUCAAUAUUUCACCAUUGUCAUCUAGAAAUUCACUUUCAUCUGCAAAUAGUUCUUUGAAAGAUGCUCCUCUUACUAAUGAAAAAUGUAAAUUCGAAAAACAUGAUAGGCCUAUCAUGCAUCAACAAGAUGGAAUAAAAUUAGAAUUAAUGCUUGGAAGAAAUUUUUCAAAGAAUGAAAAAUCUUCUGGGGUGAAUUCUUUAUUCCGUGGCAAAUUACAAUCUGGAUUCAAAACUGAUCAAAGUACUGGAGUUAUUGAUAAAAAUACAAAGCAAUAUUUGUAUGAGAAGUCAUAUCAAGAAAAAGAAACAGGGCCAAAAAAUUCAAAAUCUGGAAGUAGUAAUGUAGACUGUUGUGAGACAUUUCAUAAUAAUCAUAUGGACAAGAAUAAAAAUAAUGUAGCUAAGUUGGCAAGCUAUGAUGUUGCUUCUUUGAUGGUUCUGAAAUCCACAACAGGCUUCUUUGAUUCUCAUUGUCAUAUUGAUUUAUUGUUGGCUCGUGAGAAGUUUCAAGGUACAUAUGCUGAUUAUAUGGCUCAGCAUAAAGAUAGUUAUCCGCAAAGCUAUAAGGGUUGUAUAGCAGUCUUCUGCAAGCCAUUGACAUUUGCUAAGAAACAAAUGUGGCAAAAACAUCUUGAGCAAGAUAAUGUUUGGGGAGCUUUUGGUUGUCACCCAAAAUCAGCAAAAUUUUAUGAUGGCAAAACAGAAGAAGAUUUGUUAAAUGCUCUGAACCAUCCAAAAGUUAAAGCCUUAGGCGAAAUUGGAUUGGAUUAUUCAAAGGGAAAUCAGUGUUCAAAGUUAGAACAACAUCAUGCAUUUAGAAGGCAAUUAAGAAUUGCCCAAGAAAGGAAACUGCGGCUGGUAAUCCAUUGUCGGGAUGCUGAUGCUGAUACUAUUAAAAUUAUGCAUGAAAUACUACCUAGAGACACGAUUUUCCACUUGCAUUGCUUCACUGGUAGCUGGAAAAGGGCUCAAAAGUGGAUACAAGAAUUUCCUAAUGUUUUCAUUGGAAUCACAAACUUGGUGACAUUCCCUUCUGCUACUCCAACUCAUGAAGUAGUUCGGCAGUUGCCUUUAGAACGUCUGUUACUAGAAACAGAUGCACCUUAUUUUGUACCUUCAGUGGUUCCCAAAGGUACUAAUUCUUCCCAUCCUGGUAUGGCCAUACAUGUUGCAGCUCACAUUGCUGCACUUAGAAAGAUUUCUGUGGAUACAGUUCUACACUGGACAUCUACCAACACACGAAUUGUCUACAACAUAACAUAAAAGCUUCAUUCUACUGUGAUAAUCGAGUCUAAGGAUGCUUACAUCAUCUACUGUCAUGAGGUUACUCGUGAUAUUUUUCUCAGGAUGGAAUCCUCAAGAGCAAACUGGAUUGCUGUAAACCGUACAGAGAAGUGUUUUUUGCUUCAGUUGAUAUUUUCUACCACUUUCAAGCUACUGAGCAUUUAUUUUGUUAUGAAAUAAGAAAUUUGUGUGUGUAUAUUACACAAGAGAUUUAUUUUUUGUCAAUGAAUCUCCUAAAUUGACUAUUCAAGCAUUUGGCUUACAGUUAGCACUAUGGUGGGUGUAAUUUUUGGGAGUGCAAGUUGAACUACUGUGAAAUGUCAGAAUCUUCUGUUUAUACCUGAAAACAGGAUCUCUGAACAGUCCACUUCUGAGUGAAAUGACAAAAUCAUUUAUAAUUGUGAUUGCUGUAAAGUUUUUUGUUUAAUAUGCCUUUAUUAGUUCUGGAAAUUAGUUGGCACUAAAUUUUUUACAUUUUAUACAUGAUUUUUUAUUUUCUACCAUCAAGUGUUCCUGUGGUGUCACUUUUUAUUUUUUUAAGUAGUACACAACUUGCGUGUACAAAUUUGUUAUAAAUAAAAUGUUCUUUAAUUUGAAAUUCAAAUUAAACAAAAAUUUAUAAUAUGCUAUUAAAUUUGCAACCCAAAUUAUUCUGGCAAGAUAUUUUUAACAUUUAGUUUAAUAAUAAAAAAAUUGUGAUUCUUUUAUUUAACACUAAAUUUAUUGUUAAAUUUACAAUUGAUUUCAGUAAGAAAGCACUAAUAAUCUAAAGUAUGUAAAUAGUUUGAUGAAUUUUAAAUGAAAUACAAUGUUUAAAAAUGAUUCCCUACUUUCCUCAUAUUGUUCCUUCCUGUAAUGUCAUUGAUAUACUCUACGGGAAAUAGGAAGUCCACUGCUGUGGUUUGUUUUAUUACAUUAUCCAAAUCUGCAUACAGUUUUAUGUAAGGCUAUUCUUUGAUUUUUGAAUUCUAUUUUAUAAGUUAGUUCUUAUUAGAUUGUGACCAAUUUUAUCACUGAAAUAAAAAGUAAUCCCCUUUUUAUUAAUUUGCUUUUUGAAUAUUUUAUAAAAUAAAAAUAUUAAACAUAUUUUAUGAAAUAAAAACAUUAUUCUUAACGUGAUUGAAUAUUAACAUUAAUUUUGUCGACUUUACUUUUUAACUCAACCUGGACAUAUUUCCUAUAGCUUUCAUAGUUUAUGCUUUAAGUAGCAUUUAAAUGAUAACUUUUCAAAAAUCUGUCUUCUAAAAUAUUCAGCUUUAUACUGUUUAAAAUACAAUUGGAAGAGCAUUUGGCAGUUCAUUUUAUGUAUUAACUCGUUUUUCUUAAUUCAACCUAGACAUAUUUCUUAUAACUUUUAUAAUCAUUUUAAAUAGUUUACAUUAUAGAUGAGUCGUAUGGAAGUAUUUUAAAGUUUCCAUGUCUAGAAUAGCCUUUUCUGUGAUACAAAACAAUGCUUAUUGCAUUAUUUUAAUCAUAUAGAUUAAUUUUUAAAAUAAAAUAAGAUGCUGGAAUUGUAGAAUUGUAUGAAAAUAAGUUAUCAGUGUGUACCAUGAAAAUAUCUUGCUAAUUAUUGAUAAUGAUCCUUUUAUAAAGGCAGUUUUGCACUAAACUUACAAAGUAAAAUUAAAUUUUUUAAUUGACUUACUUUGAAUGUGAUCUUAUGAUUUCUUUCUUCUAAGACCCAUGAUGAAGAUGUUUCUGAGGUCUUCCAUUUUAAUUGAAAUUUAAUUUAAAUCUCUACAAGUGUUCUUGUUCAUAUAUAUCA